AUGUGGUUCUCCCUGGUGUCGCUACCUUCCUUGGUAGCCUUCUCCUUGAUGAUGGAUGCCAUCUUGGCCAAACCAUUUGUCCACCUGGUCUACACUCACAACUCCACCUGCCUAGACUUCAAAGCCAUCCCGGCCUGCUUCGGCCCUCCACUCCCCCGCAAGGGCUUCAAGGGAUACCUGGUUGAGGCCGUGCCCGCCAACGCCUGCCUGCCCAUCGAGGCCCCUCCAGCCUCGGAUGGGUCUCAGACGGGUUUCAUUGCCCUCAUCCGUAGGUAUGACUGCCCCUUCGGUACCAAGGUCCUCCAUGCCCAACAAGCUGGGUAUCAGGGCGCCAUCAUCCACAACCUUUACUCUGAUCUGUUAGUGAGCAUGGCCAUUGAAAUCCAGAUGGUCCGGCGGCAGGUCUCUAUUCCUUCCCUCUUUGUUGGAGGCUCAGCUGCCAGGCUUUUGAAGAGACAAAUACGCGAGCGGAACGGUACCAAAAUCACCACUGUGGUGCCAAGAGGUUAUUACAAUCCCUGUGGAGACAACGUAGAGUUCUCCCUUUGGGACCCGGCGCGGCAUUAUUUACAAUUCUGGCCUGGUUACUGUACCCAGCAGAUGAUCCUCAAGUUCCUCCGAGAGUUUGGGUUCCUGAUCCUCCUCGGUGUGGGCUCUGGCAUCUUGGCCUUCAUCGGUUGGGUGAAAUGGAGGCAAAUGAAAAGUGGCAUCCGAGUGAAGACCUUCCGGAGUGGAGACCGGUAUGACUCAUGUGUCAUCUGCAUGGCCGAUUACGAAGUGGGAGACCGACUGAAGAUCCUCCCUUGCAGCCAUGCGUACCACAACACCUGCAUCAACACCUGGCUCCUGACCCAACCCAGGACGGAGAAGAGCUGCCCCAUCUGCAAGCAAAAGAUCAACACUGCAAUCUGA
Messenger RNA from Anolis sagrei ordinatus, 912 nucleotides. RefSeq names its product E3 ubiquitin-protein ligase RNF13. Lineage: Eukaryota; Metazoa; Chordata; Lepidosauria; Squamata; Anolidae. Gene Ontology annotation, biological process: ubiquitin-dependent protein catabolic process. The record is from RefSeq and is a predicted model, not a curated record. Gene Ontology annotation, molecular function: ubiquitin protein ligase activity.